This is a messenger RNA of Ceratina calcarata, 3330 nucleotides long. RefSeq names its product nose resistant to fluoxetine protein 6. The record is from RefSeq and is a predicted model, not a curated record. NCBI's taxonomy places the organism in Eukaryota, Metazoa, Arthropoda, Insecta, Hymenoptera, Apidae. The coding region runs from base 1013 to 3025 and encodes 670 amino acids. The transcript has 12 exons. Gene Ontology annotation, molecular function: acyltransferase activity, transferring groups other than amino-acyl groups; protein binding.
AGUAAUAUGUUACCGAAUGCGACAGAUUUCAAAGUUUAAAGAACGUACGAUCGCUACAACACGUGCAGUGGAUGGAAUCAAGGUAAAGUGGGAGGCGGGAAACGGAGUAUAUCUGAUCAUGCACCUUAAUCAGUAGUUACAGUGACUAUAAGAGCAGCGUCUUUGAUCGGUUCGUAAAGUCAAAAACUCUUCCACCAGUCGCUGUAACGGUGAUCGUUAAACGUAGAAGAAUUAAGAGAACAGUGAUACAUUUGAAAUCAGUCGAUCAUGUUCCUAAAAAUUUAUACGUCCAUUCUGAUUUUCGCGUGCUGGUCAGCGGACGGUUUAAAGUCGAGCGAAGGGAGCGUGCAGUUCGACGGCAACGAGUUAAAGCCAAUGAACAACGUUUCGAAAAUUAAUCGUACUAUUUCUUUGGAAAAGUAUUCGGCCGACGAGAUAGUUUCAAACGCGACUUUGACCGAUCGCACCAUGUUACAUUUAGACGAGUUAAAUAUUUGGAACUUGCACGUACUAACGAAGCUCUGGAAUCGCGGAUCAUUAAACCUUUCAAUUGAUUGCGAAGCAGACAUGACGAAUUACAUGACGGGCUUGUCGUUGGGGGAAGAAUGGGCAUUGAAGAGUAAGUGAAAUCAAAUGAAAGAAAAUGAAACGAAAGAUUAUAAAAUUCGUACUGUAGAUUCGUCGGGUCGAUCUAUCGUACGAAUCUAUGAAAGAAAAUGUACAGCGGGGUGAGUAAGUGUACGUUGCAAUGCUUAAAUGAUCUCAAGAGAACUGCGUAAGAAUCCGUGGUCCGAGUAUUAUUCGUGGAUGAAUUAUUGAUUAUUUGCUAUGUACAGAUUUGAUAUGGAAGUGUGCGAAUUCCAUACGUAGAGUUCUCGUAAGAUUCUCUUUAUGUGGAUCACGGUAUUUAAUCGAGACUUCGCUAGUGAUUUUAAUUGGUCAGUAAUUAUUAUAGUUCUCACUCGUGGAACGAGGAAGAGUUUGUUCAGUGAGAGUACAGGAAGUAAUUACGAUGACGGACGCGACCGGCAGAUACACGUGGGGUUUAUCCUCCGGAAACGUAUUUUGGGUGGGUGCCGUGGACCAAUGUCGGGAUAUGGAAGAACAAUUUAUCGAGUGGCAGAAAACGAAAUCGAAACGCGAAGAGAACACACCACCGUUUCCGGUCGGCAUGUCGUCCGCCACCGUCAAUCUGAACGUUCGCCGAUUCACGUCAAAUGAAACUUACAGAAUUAUCUUCGGUCUGUGUCUGCCCGACGCGUGCGGCGUCGACGACGUCGAGAAGCUCUUGCGCUUGGUCGAAGAUCAACGCAGGGACGAUUCAUCAGUGAGGAUGACGAUCGGAACGAUCAGGAAUCUGUCCAGGGGAUAUUCGUUUUGGGAAGACCCUAUAUUUCACAUUUUAUCAGUCGCGUUCGUUAUAGUCACCGUUCUCGUGAUCCUGGGCACUUUGUACGACGUUUCCCUUCGAUAUCGAAUAUUGCAGACCGAGCAGACAAGUUCGAGUAUGGACAACACGACGGAACUGAAGAUCCUGAAUCACGCGGAAACGGCCGAUGGGAAGAUCACGAUGAAAAAGAUAUGGUCGGUGCGAGAGCACAACGGUUCCAGCGACGUGCAUAACUCGAACAGUGCGCCGAGACCUUUCUCGGAGGCAUUGUUGUCGUUCAGCCUGUUGUUAAAUCUCUCGAAAGUCUUCAGCCUCGACGUCGGCGCCGACACUUUGGCUCCCAUUCACGGCUUACGAUUUCUGUCGAUGCUGUGGAUCAUUCUCGUUCACACCUGUUUGACCGUGAACGUAGUUUCUGGUACGCCGGUCGUUCCAUCGUCUCUCGUAUCCGCUCGUCGACGACGCUGUCACGCGUUCUCCGUUGUUUCAGAAAUCAAAACUUUCAAGUCGAAGGCAGAGAACAAUUUCCUCUACCAGACUAUUAGCAACAGCACUUAUUCCGUCGACACGUUCUUCUUUAUGAGCGGAUGCUUAGUGUCCUUUCUGUACUUCCGUACGAUCACCAGAGACGGGAUGAAGAAGAAGAAGAUCAUAAGGGGAGCCUGCGGCGAGGUGCUUCAGUUUCUGGGUAUGGUGUGGUACCGGUACUUUCGACUGACCCCCGUUUACCUCCUGGUCAUCGGUCUCAUCGAGGUAACGUCCUCUUGGUACUAUGACCACACGAUGCUCGAUCUGUACGCUCUGGACUACCAGAAUUGUAGGAAAUUUUGGUGGCGCAAUGCUCUUUACAUUAAUACGUAUUUCGCGAUGGACGAACGAUGUAUUGUCUGGAGCUGGUAUUUAGCGAACGAUACACUGUUUUAUAUCAUCGGAACAAUUAUUCUUAUCGUUGGAGCAAGGUUCCUAUCGACAGCCGCGAUCAUCACGCUCUGCCUGUUGAUCGGCUCCUGGACGACCACAGUCGCCGUCUCUUUGAAAUUGGAGCACGUAGUCAGCGUUCAAGAUCCGUUUGCUCGCUACGAGAGCUUGUACGACAAGCCCUGGUCGAGGAUCGGACCGUAUCUUCUGGGAAUGAUGGCAGGAUGGUAUCUGUACAAAACCGAUUGUGAAAUGAAAAUCAGCAAAACGGUCGCUUCAGUGCUUUGGCUCUUUUCUUUCGUCGCGAUGCUGAGCAUCGUCUACGGAGUGUACGGGAACACGUUCAGCCCAUUCGUCUCCGCGUUGUACACCGCGUUAUCGCAUUCCGGAUGGGCCGUUUCCAUAGGAUGGAUCUUGAUCGCUUGCGUCACGGGACAUGGACGUUUGAUAAACAAGAUACUGUCCUGGCCAGGUCUGUACCCCCUCUCGAGACUAAGUUAUUGCGCGUAUUUGGUGCAUCCCGCGAUCAUAAGGGCGGUCGUGUUGCACGGCGAAUCUUCCAUACACCUCACGAGAGGACUCAUGGCGAUUCUGUUCCUGGGAUUUACGGUAGCAACGUACGCGGCCUCGUUGAUCAUCAGCCUGCUCUUCGAGGCCCCCGUGGUCUCUCUGCUGAGAAUAGUUCACCCAUUGAGGAAGUGGAAAAAAGCAAAGUAGCUCGACAACGAGAUAAUCGCAGAUUGUUUUGCAUCGGUUAAUUGCGGAUCAGCGUUACUCGCAGAAGUCAGAGACACCGUUCGCGAUUGAGAAACAGCGACCUUACGUAAGAGACUUGUGGAAAGAGCGUGGCUCGCGAGUCCCGAGCGUAUCAUUCUAAAAAUUUAAACGCAGAAAAACGACCGUGAACGCUUCCUGAACACAGACAACGACGCAUAUAAACAAUCGACAGAUACUUCGUCAAUUUACUUGUUCGACAGAUAACAUCAAUUCUGGAAAUAAUUAUUCGGCGAUGAUCACUGAAA